AUGCAUACGCCUUCGUUCGUCCAGCUGCUGGCUACAGGCCUGGUCGCCUCCUCGACCGUUGCCAGCUUCCAGUUCCCCGCCGCCGGGGCCAUCUCCCUCCGCAGUGUCGGGACUCUGGUCGCCAUCGCCGCUCCGGCCCUUGCCCUCCCGGCCGCUAUCGAGGAGCGUGAGCCUCACCAUCAGGGGAAGAAGAAGAAGCAAAACCAGCGAGAUCUGUCUGCCGUUGGCGAGAUCGAAGCUCGGGAGCCCCACCACCAGGGCAAGAAGAAGAAGCAGAACCAACGUGAUCUGUCUACUGUUGGCGAGAUCGAAGCCCGUGAGCCUCGUAUGUUCAGGCUACCUUGA
This is a messenger RNA of Phaeoacremonium minimum UCRPA7, 345 nucleotides long. Its product is annotated as putative spore germination protein. The transcript has 3 exons. The record is from RefSeq and is a predicted model, not a curated record. NCBI's taxonomy places the organism in Eukaryota, Fungi, Ascomycota, Sordariomycetes, Togniniales, Togniniaceae. The coding region runs from base 1 to 345 and encodes 114 amino acids.